Messenger RNA from Cherax quadricarinatus, 8811 nucleotides. NCBI's taxonomy places the organism in Eukaryota, Metazoa, Arthropoda, Malacostraca, Decapoda, Parastacidae. The record is from RefSeq and is a predicted model, not a curated record.
UAGGGGGUGAGGGGCUGCUUGGUUGCUCCGGGUUGAGGAGGAAACUUAAUAUAUGGUUUGUGGUUCAGUCAGUGAGUGUAUCUACUGCUGUAUGUGUGAUAGGGUGGUAUGUGAGUGCAGUUGUUGUGUACCGUGUGGAGGAUCAGUGUUACGGUGGAUUUACAGGAGUCAGCAUCAAGGGAGGAUUGGGACUCGGCGUCUGUUCGUGCGUCGGCUGCUGUUGACUGGAAUACUGCUGUUUACUGAGAGCACACUUCAAGACAGUGGUGUUGGAGGAGAGUGGAGUGCGUCCUCACCUUGCUCCUCGCUCACAAGCUCACCCCCACCCCGCCCUGAGGAAGACCUCGACGACUGCUGCCCCACGCCUGCGCCCACGCCCACGGCAGAUUCACCCCACACCACGCCCUCGCCCACCACUCCUCAUCAUGUGCAUCAGCUAACCUGCAUGGCGCCCAAUGAUGGGUCGGGCGUGCGCAUGGGGCGUAAGGCUGGUCACGAUGGUGACCGCCUGAUGGGUGGGUUUGGCCCGGGCGGCCAAGUGGGCCACACUCCCCACAAGGACCGCCCGCCAGACACCGCCCACCUCCCGGUGCGGGCCACGCGCCGCAGUGCCCCGCACGACGCCGCGCAUCGCCGCAGGCGGCUGCAGGCGGGCCAGGUGCGCAAGCGGUCAGGCGAGGAGGUCAGUAUGGGCGCGGAAAGGCGCAUUAAGUUAGCGAGGCCAUCACCGCCACCCUCGCCCAUUAACGGCGUGCGACGCCUCAACGGCUGUGUCAACGGCGGUGUUAACGGGGAAGCGGCGGCGUUGUUGCAUAGGCUGGCGACGUUGACGGGGGCGGUGGCGGGGGAGAAGGCCUCUAGACCCAACAACCACGCCCUCAACCACACAAACAAUGGUCUCACUAAAGAUUCCUUACAAAACGGUGUUGGACGCAUCUUCGGGAAAAAUGGCAUUAAGUGUUUUAACGGGAGUGUAAACGGGCGCGUUAACGGGGGUGUGCGGCCGGAACGGGUGAACGGGGUGCGGCGGGUGGUGGGGGAGGAGUUGCGAAGGAAGGCAGAACUACACCACACCAACAACAACAUUGACCCCACCUCCUUGCUUCCCACCACGCCCACCAAAUUCGCCCACUCGGACGCCCACCUGCCCACCGGUGGGCACACGCCCACUCUCGCCAAGCGUUCAUCUCAGGGAAUUCCCCGCCCCACUCAGGGUUUAACUUUGAACUGUGAUGUUGGUAUCUCACUGCCCGCCCUCUCUCCCAGGGCGGCACACCAGCCGCCCUUGUCCCCCACGGCCGCCCGCUGCUCGGCUAAGUCGUCCCCUCCACCCGCCCACACCACUAAGAGCAGAAGCAGCUCGGCCAGCUCAGGGGCGGGGUCCUCGGCUCCUAGCUCUGGCACCUCCCCCCAAGCCAAUGUCCGUCCCCUCCGGGAAGAGGAAUUUCGGCAUGUAUGUGUGUGGCGUGAGUGUACACUGUGACUCGACCCUUGCAGCCACAUAGAGGCAGUGCACGUGGAGGGGCAGCUGGAGGCAGAGAGCUUCAGGUGUCUCUGGGUAGGCUGUAAGGUGUACAACAAGGCCUCGUGCUCUGUAUCGUGGUUGGAGAGACAUGUCCUCACCCACGGUGGACACAAGCCCUUCAAGUGUAUUGUAGAUGGAUGCGGCCAAAGAUUUACCUCCCAGACGGCUCUGGGUCGACAUGUGAACCAUCACUUCAGUGUGACUGCGACUACUCCGUCUCCUAGGCCUCCCACUCAACCUUCACCCUCUAAGUUGAUACGUAAAAAUGGACGCAAGUGCCGAUUCAGAAAAAAACCUUGGUCAGACUCAAGGGCUAAAGCUCCAGUCCCUGCCCGUAUGUUCGACAUGUUUGAUGUUGGUGUGAUGGAGUGUGUUCGAUGGAGACUUACGUGUGUUACACAAAUACAAAAUGGAGGUACUACGCAAGCUUCAGGUCAGAACUUCACACUGAGACCCCAGGUUCUUGCAAGACGGGUGUGUUCUAAAGGAAUGAAGGAGGUUCUUGUAAGAUGGUCGCCACCAGGAGUACUUGCUGAUGAAUGGGUUGAAAUGGACCAACUUGAAGCAACACGGAGUGUGCCCCUAGAGCAGCUAUCUCCAGAAGCCAAACAGGCCGUUACUCAGUUAUGCUACCCAAGUUUAGCACGACCUCAAAAACACAGACGCAAACGCCCCUCAUGUCCAAAAUCUUUAUCUUUAGAUAUAUCUAAAGCAGUGUGAUCUUAGGGAGAAAAUAAUUAUUUUAAAGACAAAAGUUAGGUUUUGAUCUCAUUCCAUUACGGAGUAACACAGUGUGUGUAUGUGUGUGGUGUGAGCAUUCCCCAGAUGUGUUUGAGGGAUGUUUUAGUGCCCACAGUUGGAGCUCAGAAUGUUAAACUUGUGAAUCCAAGUGAAUGGACCAAAUAUUGGACCAAAAAAAAUAUAUUCUGUGCAAACUAUUAAAAAAGAAGCAUGUAUCUGUGUGUACAGUUGCCUAUGUAUAUUUGUAAAUAGUGUGAGAGUAGAACAACCAGCAUAGUUUGUCCACUGCCAGGAGCUCUUAUACUAUUACUAAGUGUAAAAGGGUCAAUUGAAGUGUGUUAGGGUAAUAUACAUCAUCCUUGUGAGCCAACAUUGCUGCUCCCAUAAAGAUUUAUGGCAUCUUUACUCACUUCAAAAUAUUUUUUUUGUCAGAUAAAACAAGUUUAUAUUAGAUACCUGAAUUGUAGAGGUUAGUAGUUAUAGGGUCACAAAGACUUAAUACUAACAAUACAAUGGCUGCCAUUUAUCUGUAAAGUGGGGUUGCAAUGCUGAUAGAUGGCCACUUAAGAAAACCACCACUGCCAGACAUCAGGAACAUCUAAGCCAGACCAGACCACAAACAACAAAACGGGUGCCCAUUAUGUCUGAUUGUUUAUCACCGUAUGUAUGUAACACAGCCUUUUUGGUCAUAUCCUAUAUCCCUAAUACUGCAUAGCACAUCUGGUUAUGGCAGUUUGCACAUAAGGUUUAUGAGGAUUGCCAAUUUUUUUUUUCACAUUGAGUUAACUGUUUGUGUGUGUGAAUGUUGUUAUUUUGUUAUAUGUAAGUCGUCAAAGCUUUGGUCAAGAGUGGGGUCUGGCUCAAGAUAGUUCCUAGUAUGCCAACACUGCCCAUUAAGAUAAGAUUAUUUUAUUGUAUUUUAUAUUGUCUUGAUAUUUUACUUUCAUUUCCUGUCCUCAUUUUUUAUGUCUACAUAGGGUUGUCGUGAACAUUUUAUGUUAAAAUAUUGCAGCAUUAUGUACCAUGAUAUGGUAACUGCAGCUAGGUUCUUAGUGAUCCCUAUUUGUUUUCAGAUUUGUUCCUUGCACUUUUUGUUAACAUGUUUUCAUUGUUUAAUUUACAUAAUUGAUAUUAAAUUUAUUAUUUUUAUCAUUUCUCUGUACUCGGUUUGAAGCCCCAUUGCUUUAAUUAUUCUUGUACUUUACUGAGGGUCGGUGAAUACUUCUUGCCUCCCAUGCCCAACAUUGGUGCCAUAUUUAUAGAAAAAGUUAACCCCACCCAUACCAGUAAUACAUUUUCCCUCCUCACCAACAGACGGAUUUCAGAAACGCUCAAUGUGAUCUCUUUGUAGAAUGCAGGACUUGUUACCCUGCAAAACGUGUGAUUUGGUGGAAGGUAAUUGCAUGCAUAGUGGCAUGAGUUCAUACCAUAUCAAGCAUAAAUUAUCAAUUUUUUUUUUUUUUUUUUUAAUUACAUGGCUUUGAAAAAGUCGGUUGUUUUAGUCCACUGGAAAAUAAACUCUACAUUUUUAACUGCAAACUUUGAAGUUAAAUUUGGAUGUAUUAUUAGUCAAUAUAAAGUGUUACAAGUCAGACUGGUCUAGGCAUCAAUUUUCUUCUACCAAGCCACAACAAUCAAGGUUGGCGAGUUGGCCCUUUGCUGAGUCGCAUGUCAUACUAGUCACUCCGGGUUGUGUAGGGUUGUGAAAGCAGUACACAAACUUGAUACAUAAACUUGAGCUUAAAAAAUGUAUUUUGUACUCAUGGAUUAUAAUCAAUGAACAGCUUUACUUGUGAUUAGAAACUAUAAAGGAUCUCAGCAGUUGCUCCAGGCAGUGUAAUUGAAGGAAUCAAGGAAUGUUCAAUAUAUAGAAAUUGUCAUGUUAGUACAUAGAUUUGCACUCUCAGGUUUCUCAUGUGAUAUGUAUUACCUCAGCUGUUUGACAUGAUCUUUCACAUAAUAAAUGGGCAUUUAAUAUCAGCAGAAUCAAACCACUGUAUUACUUAAGGGCUAAGUAAUGCUAGUGAAUAGAUUGCUGUAUAUAUAUCGACAGCAUGUAACUUAGUUCAUAUGCACACACAAUUUGAAAACUUGACUUAAUUGAAAAGUCUCAGUAAUAUGAACUGUGUAUAUAUAUGCAUGUUUAUUGACACUGCUUUCCAACCCUGCAUCCCAUUACUACCCUGCUUCCUUCCUCCACCCCUGCCUUGGGACCCUGCACUUUCUCUGCCAUUGUUUUGAAGCUGAAUUGAUAGAGCAAGUGAAGUACAUCAUAUAUUAGAUUUCCUGUAGGAAUUUUGACAAAUAUGAGGAAUGUAAAAAAAUAUUUAUUAUUACUCAUAGAUAACUAGCUUGAGAGAAGUUAUAAAUGUCAUAUUUUAAAAUUCUGAAUUAUACAUACUCCAUGUCAUAUUUCUGAUGGCUCAAAAGUAGUUACCGUACUCAUAUUUUCAUUAUAUUCACUGACAUACAUAUACAAAGAUGUUUAAGGAUCUUUCUUAAUUUAAUGGUGCAAUUUUUUAAGAAAAAUCCUUAAAAUAGUUUUAAAAGUUUUUUUUCCAGAAGUAGUACCACGAGUGGUGGAGUGUGUGUAGGUUAACCCUGGGUACUCCAGGUAUAACCACAGUACAGUAUUCCCAUAUGUUAUCAUGUUCUUUACUGAGUUAAGUAACCAGUGAAUGGCUGUGACCUAAGCCAUAUGCAAAAUAUAUAUCCAUUUCCCAUUUUCAUUUCAGUAAUUUGUGACCUCGCCAAUGAGGAUUUGGUUAAUGUAUGUAUUUAUAUAUUUUUAUCUUUUUGCCAUUAGGCUGCAUUUAGAAGACAGUUUUGUGAGCACUCUGUUAUUCAAAGAAUAAUCAAGGCUUGGAUUAAAGUAUCAUAUACACUAAUCAAUUCAAAGUGAGGAACCAUUUGGAGAGAAAUAUGAUACCCAGAUAAGAGAGAGAUUUGUAUAUUUCCUCUUCAAUCAGACCAGUUGCUGAAGAGGAUCUGAGAUGGAUGCUGAAAUGUGUAAAUAUCUCAUAACUCUGUUUCAUAUUUCUGUUCAAGUGGUUUCUCAGAAUAAUUAACAAUUUUGAAAGCACAAUAGGGUUCAGUUUUUAUGUAGCAAAUAUACAAUUGCUGCUGCAUAACUGUGUCCAGAACUAAAAAUGACACUCAGAUGUUAAUGUUGGUACACUGCAACUAUCGUUUGAUCCGAGUCUUCUAAGUACAUUCUUGUUUUGUCUUUUGUUAGCUGUUUAUCAUUUUUACAGCUACUGUUUGUUAUUUUUUGUACUUUCCUACAUUAUAUACUCAUCCUAAGUGUCUGUAGCACAAUGGGAAACAAGGCAGAGUAGGUGAAACUGUAUUUAUUUUUAUGACUUUGAACAUGUGUUGGAUAAUAAUUAGUUGUUGUUGUAAGACAAAGAGAUGACAAGAGAGCAAUGGUCAUUCAGUGGAUAUGAUGAUGUACAUGACACAGCAUUAGUCAUUAUGGUACAUGAGGUUAUGAAGUUGAUUAGGUUGUCAAUAUAAGCAGUACUAAAAAUGAGGAUGUUAACAGAUUUUUUUUUUUUCCAAGGCUUAGGUUCUUCAGUACUUAAAUGAGAAAUACCCAGAAACAUUAGCAUUAACUCAGUAGUAAUAUUCAGGAAAGGGAUGGAGGUGAAUAUGGGACAGGGAUUUGCCUUUUUUCUGUAUGCAUCUAAAAUUGGUUUAACAAAAUGUUUUGUAUUAAUGAUUUUAGUUUAAAGUUUGCUAUUUUUCAAAUUUUUCAUAAGCAUUGUCCCAUUAUGUGCUCAAUUUACUUAUGAUUCUCAUAGUUACAUUUUCAUUGGCUAUACUCUAAUUUAAAUGGCCAGGAAUUUGUAACAUGAAAACCAUGACGUUUUUACCACUUCAAAGAAUAUUACGUAAGUUCACUAGAUUAUUACAUAAAUUCACUAGAAUAUUAUGUGAGGUCACUAGAAUAUUAUGUGAGUUUGCUGGAAUAUUGCAUGAGAUCACUUGAAUAUUAUGCAUGUUCACUCUAAUAUUAUGUGAAUUCACAUGUUCAGUGGAAUAUUUAACACAGGUUCACGUGAGUUCAUUGGAAUAUUAUGUGACUUCACUGGAAUAUUACGUGAAUUCACUCAGAUUUUGUGUGUGUUCAUUACAAUAAGAAACCUUUGUCAUGUAAAUUGUAUUGCUUUAUUUAUUUAAAAGUUUAUUCUCUUUGCAGAUAUUAAUGUUUUUAUGGAAAUCAUUUACAGUUAAAGAAUUUGAUUUAAUCUGGUGCUGAAAACUGCCAUUUUGCAGUGCUGAUGUACUAUAAUGAGAAGACACCUUGUACCUUCACCAGAAAAAUAUGUUUUAACUAUAGUUUAAGUAGGUCAAUCAUUUAUGCAGUUUUUUUUUUUUUUAUGUUACUACAUACUAUAUUAAUUGAAAUAGAAAAAAAGUUUGUUGGGAGAAAACCUGGAGGACUUGUAUCACCUACCAUCAACUAAAAGAAAUUAAUGAACUAUUAAUCUUCAAGUAUAACCUGAAUACCAGUUUUUGUUAUUAGUUUAAAAAGAUGAUUCGUUUUCACCACAGAUUAUUUCAAAUGGCCAUUUUUUCUUUAAUCCCCAUAAUUUUGCUACAAUUAGAGCCUUGGCCACAGCAUAUCCAGUGCCUUUCCUCUGCAGUAAGGAACAUAUCACAGCUUCUUAUGUUCAGUUAAAUCUGUACUCAUCACAGAGGGCUGGAAAAAGCAUGAUGCAUAUGUAUUGUGGGUGCUGUUAUAAAAUGGAAGUUAAAAAUGUUCAGUUUUGAGCCAGUUGGACUGUAUAGCAAAUGAUACCCCUACAUUAAUUUAGGGUAUUGCAAUAAUCUUAAUUACAUUGACUUUCUGUUGGUGAUCAGUUACAGGUAAAGCUUCAUUUAUUUGUACAUUUUUAAUACCCAUAUCUCGGCACAUCAGCGCCCAAGACUUGCUUACUACUGUAGGUGAAUUGUGAGCACAUAUGUAUCAAAAGUUUGAUUGUAUCAUCACAGUAUGUUAUAGACUGGUGAUAGUGUCUCAAGUAUUGAAUUUUACAAAGUGGAGAUCUCACGCAUUUAGAUGUUUCAAUUUUUUUUUUUUUUAUGGUGGGAGAGAGAGGUUAUGUCUUAGGUGUAUUUUCCAGAUACUUUUGUUGUUAUAGUGAUACUUGAAACUAGCACUGCCAGUAACAGUCAGGUUAAUAUUAAUAAUAAGGGUAUGUCAGUAACAAGUGUGCCAGCUACAAUUACUGCCUGCAUUUGCAGAUGAUAAUCAUUUGUAAAUGCUAUUUCAUUAAACUCACGGUGCUUGCUUGUGUGAGGAACUGAAAAGUCAUUCCAUUGUGGAGGCUACUUGGAGCUAACACAUGAUCGUAAGCCACAAUUAUAAACUUUGUUGAAGCUCAACACAUCUAGUUAAAACACCAAAUACACUUAACCAUGUCAACACCUUAAUGUGCAAGUUUGACUCCCUACCUGGGAAGUGUUGUUAUGUUCUUGUUGUGAGAGAAUUUUUACUGCCAUGGUGCGCUGAUGUUGCUCGUGAUUUCGAUGAUCUCGUACACUGAUGAUUACUGUGAGGCUUGUUAAAGGUUAAUCACUGCCAAUGGUAGAAAGAAAAUAGUGUACCACUGCCUUGCAUACAAGUGAAAUUAAUGUUAUAUUAUUUAUUUAGCUGGACCAUGAUGUGAUAUAACGCAUGUUCCAUAACCAUAGGGCCAUGGAAGGUUUGAGCUCUUAAUUUAUUAAACAUGUGUAUAUGUAUGUGUGUGUGUGUAUGUUCAUUUGUGUGUAAGUGUAAUGAUAUAUAUUUAUAAUUAUAUUAUAAAUACAUACAUACAUACACAGGAGAGAAAGUAAGAAUAUUUAAGCAAGCAUUAUUUGGAUAAAGGUAAGAAGUUGUUGUGUUUAUGGAUCUAAAAAGAAAGGCAUAUGAUAGGUGAUCCAUGUGGCAGAUGUAUGGAAUAGAAAGUAGGCUACUAAAAGCAGUUAAGAGCUUUAUGCAGAGUGAGGCUCAUUUUAGGGCGUGUAGUAGGGAGGAACGCACUAUUUCCCACUUAAAAUAGGACUUGGACGGAGAAACAUGAUGUCACCAUGUUUUCUAUUAAUGGACCUGUAUUUAUAGGUGGAGUUGUGAAAGAAGUAAAUGAUAGGGUGUUGGGAAGCUCUUGGGAUUGAAAGAUGUUGAUCUGAUACAAAGUGAGAGUUAUCCAUUUGCUCUCUGUUAAUGACAGUUUUGUUAGGGGAUUCUGAAAUCUAAUUACAAACAUUGGUGGAUGAAUUUNGGGGAAGGGGAUGUAAAAGAAGAAUUUAAAGGUGAACAUAGAAAAAAAAUGAGAACAGUAUUAAAAAAUCUAGGCAAUAUCAGAUUGGAAGGAGGGGGAUACAGAAGAAGUGGAUGUAUUUAGAUAUAUGUGAGUGCAUAUGUCAUCAGAUGGGUCUGUGACAGCUGAAGCAAACCAGAGAAUAGAUGAGGGGAGGAAAAAGGUUGGUAAUGUAUUGAAGUAUCUGUGGAAAGAAAAAAAAAUGUGUAUAUAUAUAUAUUAUAUAUAUAUAUAUAU